Molecule: messenger RNA, 3598 nt
Organism: Stegostoma tigrinum
Lineage: Eukaryota; Metazoa; Chordata; Chondrichthyes; Orectolobiformes; Stegostomatidae
Gene: tmem88bl
Product: transmembrane protein 88
Exons: 2
Coding region: 346-891 (181 amino acids)
Cellular component (GO): plasma membrane
Molecular function (GO): PDZ domain binding
Source: RefSeq, a predicted model, not a curated record
GGUUCGUGGUGGAAAGGACUGCAUCCUCAGGCUGCUUGUUAAUCUCCACUAACUGGCUUAGUGUCAAAGGCUGAUAGAAUCAGCUGCCGUUUGUGGAUGCUGCUCAGGCAAGGCUGGAACUCCUCACCAGCCCUCAGCGCUAAAAAGUGAUUCAUAUGAUUUGCAGAACAGAGCACCGUUAACGUGGGAAUAGCAGGGUGACCAACAGGGACAUUAUAUGUGUGGAUCGGAGCCUGUAGUAUCCCAGUACCUCAUCGGACACUGAACGCUGAAGCUGAGAACUGCAGCAAAAAAAUCAAUUAACUGUGGAAGACAAAUCAAAAAAGAAAUAUCUGCAGCGGUAAAAUGGCAGAGCAAGAAAUUGAGGACUUUGACGCUGACAGUGUGUCAGACACAGCCUGCAUGCUCAAUCAUGUUCACCCUCCACCGUACAGCAUCGAUGACCAGCCAUGGCCUUUGGAAGCACGCAGCAUGUGCGGGUUCUGGGGAUGGGCUUUCCUUGUCACUGCUUUUAACUUUCUGUUGUUCCUCCUAAACUUUGUUCUCAUGGGCACUGUGUUUUGCAUUGUGCUGCUGCCCACUAUCGUGGUGGUGUACUUUGGGUUUCAGUGUCACUCCAGGGUUAUUCAUUCUGAUGCCUAUUACUGUAAAACUAUCCUCGACGAUAACAGUUCCUCCGCCCUCAUCAUUCUUGGUUUUGUCCUAAUGUCUCCCCUGAUUGUUAUUGCCAUGGUGACCUACUGUAGCGUGGCACGCCGUCUGCGUCUCUUCCUUUGCUUCCUACCUUACUCCCGAGCCAUCUACAAAGGGAUGAAGUGGACUGGGCAUGACAACCCUAGUUUUUGUUGCUGUGGAAAAGAAUGGGACAGCAAUUUGAAGGCUUGGGUUUGAUCAAGUUUGAAGAUACUUUGUAUGUACUGCAGCCUGUUACUGCGUUUGCAACAUAAUUGUGUGCUCCAUGUUCUGUUUCCUGCAUUGUGAAAUUAUUGACAGUUACAUUUUUGUAUUAAGAUCAAAGGAGUGAUUGCUGGGAAUACAUACCAGGUCCCCCUGCAGUGGUAAAAGGAUGAAAAGGAUUGAUGGCUUGGGUUGAGAGGUAUCAGAGUUAAGAUAUCAUUCUGAGAUGUUGUGUAGUUCCAACUAUGACAGCUUUCCCCCGUCUAUUUUUAAUCCUAUAAUUUUAAGUAGAAAAUGUUUAUUUAUUCUGGUCUCUUUCAAGUCAAGUAGCCUCAUGCAUUUUCAAUUAGUUUUACGAGCUUUGCCUACAUUAUACACAUCUACAUGCGAUGUUUGUGCAUCUGAAUGUGUUAAGCUCCUGAUGUAAACACGCCACACAGUAAUGACAUCCCCCCUCCCGUUGAGAUACUGCAGCGCUAACACUCGUGGGAGGUUUCUCUGCAUUAUCUAGCGUGGGUUUGUCACUGAUUACAGCAAAAGGCCCAAUCACUGGGAGGGAAGCUUCCAAGGAAGCUGAAAGGAAGCAUGCCUGUUUCUCUUGGACCACAAGCCAUGCUGGACAAGGAUUAAACUAUUUCAUGGACCAGUUCUUGCCUUACUGCCAGAUUAUAUUUAAAGUGGAGGGAGAAAUCUGAGUUACAUGUUUAAAUGAGCAUGCCACAUCUGGGAGCAGACUGAUUAACCAUCAUUGUCAAAAAUAUCACUGGGCAGAUUCAUGAAUGGGGUUUGUUUGUUGAUUUAUUGUUGUCACAUGUGCUGAGAUAUAGAGAAAUGGGUUGUUUUGUGUACUACAUAGGCAGAUCGCACCAUUAAAAGUGCAUCAGGGUAACAGACCGGUGUUACAGAGGAGCUGCAGACAGAAAGAUGUAGAUUUAAGAUUUUUUAUGAAUUAUUCCAUCCCACUCAAAGCUUCCCAUUUCUUGUAGGCUCAGUAGGUUAAACCCCCCUAAUUAGGAGCAACAUGAUAAAUGAGUGGUAAAUGACAUGAUUCUGCAGACUUUUUUUUCUUUUUUCUUAAAUGUGGCUGUCACCAGCAAGGCCUGAAUUUGUUGCCCAUUGGUAAUUGGCCAUGAACUAAGAGGCUUAAAGUGAAGGGUAAACCUCACUGCUGUGGAUCUGGAGGUAGGUCAGGCCAGGUAAGGAAAGCAGGCAUCCUUCCUUAAAGGAUUUAUAUGCGUCAGAUGGAGUUUUCCAACUUUCAGGGUAGUUUUUUUAUUAAACUUUAAUUGCAGAUAUAUUAAUUGAAUCAAAUCCCAGCUAUGGGAUUUAGACUCACACUCCAAGACCAUUAGCCUGGGCCAUGAGUUUAUUAAUCCUGUGACAUUAUCACCACACCACUGUCUCCCCUCAGCUCAUGCCUGUUGUUCAUCAGUAGAUCCUUGAUUUCUGCUAUUAUUUCAUGCACUGAACCACUUUCAUCAAUUAGAAAGUAGCAGUCCCAAUUUCCCAUUAACAGCCAUCAUCAAAAUACAUAAUAAGAACCGAAAGAACUGCAGAUGCAAAACAGAAAAAGGUUUAGAAAUUGCUGGGUCACUUGACCUGAAAUGUUAACUCUGAUUUCACUCCACAGAUGCUGCCAGACCUCCUAGCUUUUCCAGCAAUUUCUGUUAAUGCUGAGAGUACUGUUAAUUGGCUGUGGGGCAAUGACCCACUGUUUUACUCUGGGUCAGAACAGCUAAAAUACAGUGUUUGAAAAAUAGCCUGAAGGAAAAUUCCACAAAAAGAAAUAUCUACAAGAACAUUGCAUUUAAAGUGACAAAAUAGGAUUUCAGGAAAAUGAUUUCACCCCACAAAGUCCUUUAAAAUCUAGAUUGAUUAUCUUAACAUCAAUUGUUCAUUACCAAAUCCGGAGUUCCCUGACCAUUUUCCUAAGUACCAUUGAAAUGAGAAUGAGAGAGUAGAACUUGCUGUUUAGUUCAACACACUUCAAAUACAGGAUGGCUGGCAAAGGAAGAAAGCAUUGUGCAAUUGUUGUCAAAUUAAUAAACAGGGGAAGGGUUUCUUUUCGAUGCAAAGUUAACAACUUCUAAAUCUGUUGUCUGGGUUGCUUUGAGGAUAUUAUUAUAUAUAUAUCCAAACAGCCCCAGCAUGUAAAUUCUGGUCUGUAUUUACAACUCAUGACCCUUAAGAGUGUGUGAGUGUAAAUCCCAUCUGAGGAGAAAUAUUAUGGGAGGGCAAAUAUUGAGAACUUAAGCGAUUCACUUUACCUUUGUGCCUCAAUCAAUUCAGGAAUAGAGAAGCAAGAAGCAUGGUUUUCAAUGAUGGACUCAUUCCCUGUGUUGUUGAAAGCAUGGUGUUGUUUGCCUGCAGUGCCCCUGAAUAUCAAUAUUUGGUUUGUAUCUUUGCUGAUGCUUUGACAUGAUUGUGAAAACCAGUGUCCUAAUCCUCAGUUAAUACUGAAGUGUAAAUAACAGUUAAUAUAUGCUGCUUGUUUGUUCAGAUAUCUUCUGAAAUGCCUGAAGUAAUGUUCAACCAGAAUAAUUUUGCCAUCAUUGUCUGUCAUAUCUAAUAACAUGAUCAUUUUAAUUCUUUGCUUGCACCAAAACAACCUGUUUCAGGUUGGACAGCAUGCGAGCACAAAAUUGACAAAAUGCAAACUGUUAAAAAUAAUUAACUUGUAAAAAUGCUAAAUGAAUAAAUA